Messenger RNA from Seminavis robusta, 3691 nucleotides. The record is from the annotation of a GenBank genome assembly. NCBI's taxonomy places the organism in Eukaryota, Bacillariophyta, Bacillariophyceae, Naviculales, Naviculaceae.
CCCAUACAGAGCACAACGCAUUGGAUCUGUGUACUUAACCAUGCUACUAGCUGCUAGUAAGAUACUGGUACAGGGAACUAUUCAGAGCUGAUCUGUUCUUCGUUGCAUCAAAGGAGGCUGCAGUGAAGUAUCUCCGCGGACCUGCUUGAGAUUGGCAAGAUGACGAUUUGUGGCGGAUAUCGGAGGGUAUCUCUCUCCUUCCUCUUUCUUGCCCUUGUAUCCAGUGCCCUUGCACAAGGUGAACAUCGUGGUGCCAGUGCCUAUGCGCAGUAUCUAGAAGAUCACCCAGAAGUGCAACGGACUAGCGAGCCGGAACUGGACUGCAGUACUCCAAGACCCAACAAGAAACAAAUCUUGCAAGUCGAACAUGACCUUCAAAAAUGGAAAAAGGAACACGGCGAAAUGCAACCCGAAAACUUGAUCAUUGUUCAAACCGUGUGGCACAAUAUUCAACUAGAUAAUGGUGAAGGAGGAGUCACCACGGAAGAGAUCACGGCAACUAUGCAAUACUUGAACGAACAAUUUGCUCCCGCUGGAUUCACGUUCAAUUUGGAUGAUACUACCACAAGCCAGAAUUCCAGCUGGUACUUUCAUGAAAUUUUCACCGCGGAAGAGUUCGAGAUGAAAGAGGAAUUGAAAGUUGAGGGGGAUGGUCUCGUAGACCAGUAUGCCGUUCUGAACAUUUACUCUACGGGAUACUUUGUGGCAACCGGAUCGUACGGCUAUUCAUAUCACCCUUUUGUACUUGAAACGUUCCCUGAGACCGAUGGCGUGGUGAUUGAUGGUGAAACUGUAGUAGGAGGGGUUAUUAUUGGAAGAAAUGGAACUAAUCUUGUGCAUAUGGUUGGCCAUUGGUUGGGUUUGUAUGAAGUCUUUGACGAGGUUGGAAAUGAAUGCGCUGGAUUUGGUGACUAUAUUCCGGAUACCCCUCCGCAAGCGGAGGCGACUACUCUGGCUGAUGGUUGUCCUCUUGGCAAAGACACCUGUCCCGGUGAUGGGCUAGAUUCGGUCAAGAACUUCAUGGACUUUUCUAGCUGUCGAGAAGAAUUCACUCCGUUUCAAAUCGCCAGGAUGAUCUUUAUUUGGAAUUUAUAUCGUUGCCCUAAUUGUUUUGAUUCAACGCUGCCGCCAUUGCCGCCAGUAACCGCUCCCACGCUGCCGCCUACACCUACAUGUCCACCCGGUUCUUCUUCCUUCUUGCUGGACUUGAAAACAGACCAGUAUGGGGAGGAAUCAACUUGGGAUAUUGAAAAUACUUGCACUGGCUCGACGGUUCGGAGCGGCGGGCCUUACGGUGAUCUACUGCAGUAUUUUGAGAGUGGAUGCCUCCCAGACGACCAAGUUUACGUGUUUACUUUCUACGAUGAUUUCGACGACGGUAUCUGUUGCUUUUACGGGGAAGGAGCCUUUGGUUUCUACUACAAUGACGAAUUGGCACUUCAAGGAGCUAUAUUCGAAGAUCAAGAGAGUGUUUUCUUUGGAGCAGACUUCUGUCCGUCGGGGGCCCCGAUAACCAUGGCACCAGUUGCGCCAACACCUCCUACAGAUCCACCAACACUACCUCCUUUUGCCAGCUGUCCAUCUGGAGAAACUUUGUUUGUUUUGGAUCUUCUAACCGACGAAUUCGGAGAUGAGACCACAUGGGAUAUCAUCAACACUUGUACUUCAAGUGUUGUGGCAGCUGGUGGUCCCUAUGACAAUUUGGUACAGAUCUUUGAGACCAGAUGUCUCACGAGCGGCUUUGCGUAUGAGUUCACAAUUUAUGACGAUCCUUUCGGCGAUGGAAUUUGUUGCGAAUAUGGAGACGGAGCAUACAACCUCUACUACGGCGGGGAGAAUGUUGGUUCCGGAGGAGUCUUUGAAUUCUUUGAGACCACACCCUUCGGUGCCGGUAGCUGCGCACCCAGUGCCCCCGUACCAGCACCGACCGUGGCACCACCAACUAAUCUUUGUCCCUCAGGUACCAGUGCUUUCAAUCUGGAGUUGUUCUCAGAUUUCUAUGGUUACGAGAACACUUGGCAAGUGCAAGACACCUGCAACGGAGUCAUUAUGCUUUCCGGUGGCAAUGACCCAGAGUUUGAUUCCAACACCGAAUACUUCGCAGCAGGAUGUCUUGAUAGUUCUCGGCAGUACACGUUCACGAUCUUCGAUUCCUUUGGCGAUGGAAUGUGCUGUGACUAUGGCUUCGGAUAUUGGGAAGUCUACUACGAGGGGGAGUCGGUUGGCGACGGGGACAUUUUUGAGUCUGAGGAUACAGCCGAUUUUGGCGCUCCUUUUUGCCCUUCAAGCCCCACAACACCUCCGCCUACGCCUGCUCCAACACUGCCGAUCUUUCCAGCCUGCGCGCCUGGAAGUGAUCAGUUCGUUUUGGACCUAGUGACGGACCACUAUGGGAUUGAAACCACCUGGAAGCUGGAAAGAACUGAUUCCGGAGAGGUUGUACUUGACAGUGGAGGCACCAUUGGAGGAGAAGGACCGUACGCAUCAAAUUCUCAGUUCUUUGUCGAUACUUGUCUUGAAGAUCGCUAUGAGUACACGUUUACAAUCUAUGACUACUUUGGUGAAGGGAUCUGCUGUCAAGAGGGUACGGGAUCUUAUACCGUCUACUUAAACGGCCUGCGAGCAUUCGAGGGAGGAGAGUUCGAGUUUGUUCAGAGCAACACCUUUGGUAGCGUUCGAAAUGACGUUUGCUUUUCGGAAGUUGCAACAGUUCCGGUUCAAAGGAGAGGUCCUACCAGGAUGACGGAACUGACCAUUGGUGAUAGCGUGUUUACCGCCGACGGAUACCACCACCUUUACGCUUUUGCACACCAAGACAAUCAGACCUCAUCAGAGUUUCUCCAGAUUCACACCAAAGAGUUCCCCAACCGACCCCUUGAGGUGACGAGACAGCACUUACUAUUUUUGCAUGCCACAAGCCGUGCUGUUCCCGCUGAAUCGAUCCAACCCGGAGACGUCCUUCAGAGCAGUCAUGAUGGGCAAGAUGGGGUCAUGGUCAAGCGGAUCACACGCAUCCAUCGGAAGGGAAUUUACGCGCCUCUGACAACUUCCGGCACGGUGGUUGUGGACGGCAUUGUUUCUUCCUGUUAUGCAUCACUGCAAAGGCAUGCUGGAGAGUUUGUUGAACUCCGAGGAGGCAUCAAAACUGCCUUAACCCAGCACUUUGUUGCACAUAUGGCAAUGUCACCAGUUCGUAUGGCCUGCAUUGGUAUCUCGGAAAGAUUAUGCAGCACUUACGACAAGGAUGGCCUGGCCGUCUUCGCCAAGCUUGGUUUCGCCAUAGCCGAGUUUGCAGAAAAGAAGCCUCUUCUCGUCCAAAUCAUCCUACUGGUCGUGUUCUUGGUUUUGUUCGGCUCCCUUUUUGCGCUGGAACUGAUCUUUGGACCCAAGAUGUCUUUGGUAAUCCUAAUACUGGGAUUCUUGGCUGCAGUUGCGCACCGAGGGCGCAUGUACUGCCGCGGAAACUGCUUGCGAAAGCAAAAAAGCGACUAGUAAGGACAACUGAUCCCAUCGCACUAGGGGCUAAACCAUCUUCUUCUUUCACAUUGCUCUGAAUAACGACACUCAUCCUGGCUGCAUCAGGAGCUCCGUAACACGUCACUAUUGUCUCGCUUGCAAGGUCCUUUACUUAAAAUUCUUGUUGUCGAUAAUUGAUGUCUCUACUAGUAGUCCAUCUUUUCGUAAGGCCUAU